AUGCACACGCCUCUGUCGGUGCGCCAUCGCAUCGGCCCCGAUACGUUCUCCCGUAGAGCGGUGACGGGCCGGCUGGGUCUCGAGGCCUACCACUACGAGCCCUCGUGUCGUGUGUCGCAUCACACGAACACGACCUUUAUUCCGAACCGCGUAGAGCACACAUUACAACAUCGGCGGUCGGGUCACGUUCCACGUUCGUCG
Messenger RNA from Iphiclides podalirius (scarce swallowtail), 201 nucleotides. NCBI's taxonomy places the organism in Eukaryota, Metazoa, Arthropoda, Insecta, Lepidoptera, Papilionidae. The record is from the annotation of a GenBank genome assembly.